GCGCCUAGUUUCGCAUAGUUUCAGCAGCCCUCCCUGUCUUAACUUUGCAGACAGAGCAGGUGGCAGCAGUUGUCAUGGAGAUAACUGCGGGCCUGGCGUCGGUUCCAGGGGUUGUUUCCAUGGAGAUCCCGCCCCGAGGUGCGCUGGCAGCGGUGGAGGAGGACGAGGACCGCGAGCAGUCGGGCACCGAAGAGCGGUUUCAGCAUCCCGGCCAUCUCCGCCGGCGCGGCCCGACCUCCAGCCAGGGAAACUUUUACAUGCUCAUCGUGAUCGGAGAGAUCGCGACAGAGCAUCAGCUGCACGCCGCCAGACAGCACAUAGAGCGCGGUAUCCGUUCCUGGGACAUCAAUGUGUCAGAAUGUGACCUGGACCAACAACUACAGCUUUUCAUAACCAGACAUUCCGCCCAGUUCUCAGCCGAGGUCAGAGGACAAAGGACUCUGCACCACAAAAGUGAUGUUCUUGAGACUGUUGUAUUAGUAAACCCGUCAGAAGAUACUGUUAUCUCUGAGAUCCAUUGUCUUGUAUCUGACCCAGCUGUGCAUAAACUACUGGUCCUGAGUGGGCAGAGCUCUGACCAAGGUGACCUGGUUCUCCAAACUGGAGUGUUCAGUCAUCAAACCUUCUCACGUGUGUUUUCUGACUCUGGGGUCAGUAAUUUACUGGCUAAAUCCAGCUCUGGACAGCAGGGAUCACUGACUGUGUCUUGUCGUGGUGAGGCAGGCUGGAGCUCUCUGGGGCAACAGCAACACAUUAGGGAGUUGCUGAAUUAUAGGCUGAAUCCAGAGCCCAUACUCCCUAAGAUGGAGGGGGUCACUGAGUUUACUGAAUAUAUAUCUGAGACUGUGGAUGUACCAUCCCCAUUUGACCUUCUUGAGCCUCCAACCUCUGGAGGAUUCCUAAAGCUCUCAAAGCCCUGCUGCUACAUCUUUCCUGGUGGACGGGGGGACUCUGCACUUUUUGCUGUCAAUGGUUUUAACAUUCUGAUUGACGGUGGCUCUGACAGAAGGUCAUGCUUCUGGAAGCUUGUCAGACAUUUAGAUCGUAUUGAUUCUAUCCUUCUUACACAUAUUGGUGCUGAUAAUCUUCCUGGGAUCAAUGGACUCCUUCAAAGGAAGGUUGCAGAGCAGGAGGAAGAGCAGUCUCAAGGCUCAACCACCUACAGUGACUGGAUGAAAAACCUGAUAUCGCCAGAGCUCGGAGUCAUGUUCUUCAAUGUACCUGAGAAGCUUCGCACAUCAGAAUCAAAUUUGAAAGUUAAGCGAAGUAUUGAGGAAGCCUCUCUUACAUUGCAAUACCUCAGCAAGCUGGGAAUUAAGCCUGAGCCUCUUUUUCGAGUGGUUAGUAAUACCAUUGAGCCCAUUACUCUUUUUCACAAGAUGGGUGUGGGCAGGUUAGACAUGUUUGUCCUGAACCCUGUGAAGGACAGUAAGGAAAUGCAGUUCCUCAUGCAGAAGUGGGCAGGUAACAGCAAGGCCAAGACAGGGAUAGUGCUUCCCAAUGGAAAAGAGGGAGAAAUAUCUGUACCGUAUUUGACAUCUAUUGCAGCUCUCGUCGUAUGGCUUCCUGCCAACCCUUCAGAGAAAAUCGUAAGGGUUUUAUUCCCUGGAAAUGCACCUCAGAACAAAAUCCUUGAAGGGCUUGAAAAGUUGAAGCACCUUGAUUUCUUGAGGUAUCCAGUAGCCACACAAAAAGACAUAAAUUCUGGCGUUUCACCUUCAGCUGUAAAACAAACAAAGCUAAAGCAAAGAACUGACAGCAAAGAAAGUCUCAAAUCAUCUCCCAAGACUCACGCACCAGCUAAGCCUUCUAAGAAAGAAACCGAUGAGCAUGAGGAUGCAUCCAUAGUCGAAACAAAGAGUGACUCUGUCAAAGAAAACAAGAUUGAGAAAAAAGAAGAAAAGAAGCACACCAAGCCAUUGAAACCGAAAACAGAAGUGACUGAAAAGAAAAAGUUAUUGAAGGAGAAAUCACUGAAAAAACACCCAAAGGAAAGGGUGUCCAAAAUGGAUGAAAAGAAAGACAAAGAAAAGAGGGAAGUUAAGAAAGAAAAACGUGAAAUUAAAAAAGACGAUGCUGUGAAAAAAGAUGAGAAAAAGUUUAAAGCCAAGGACACAUCAAAACUCGAACUUAGGAAAAUAACUAAACCUGACCUGAAACCUUUCACUCCAGAGGUCAAGAAGACCCUCCACAAGGCCAAAACCCAAGGUAAACCCAAAACAAUAAAGAGCAAACCUACAACUGCCAAGGUAGAGUGUGCAGAGAUUGCUGCAGAACCAGUGGCUGAGAAAAUCAAACUUGAGGAACAGGAGAAUGGGUCAGGAGAAGCCAUAAUUUCUCCAUCUAUUCCCGAAGAUUUAACAAAAGACUUUGAUGAAAUAAGACCCACUGAAGCAACAGAUCAGUCUGAAGCCCCUAAAAGUGCCCUUACUGUCUCUGGAUUGCCAGCUGAAAGAGAUGAUGAAACCUCAAAUGCCGCAGAGGAACACGAACAAGAUCAUGUUACAGAAACUGAUAUUGUGGAACAGAAAACUACAGAAAAAGAAGUAGCGCUAUCAGCAGAAAUCAAAGAAGUGCCAUCAGCAGAAGUGAAAGAUCAACAGGAUGAGCCCCAAACAUCAGAAUUAGAGAAAUUUGAGGAUGAGGGUGCUGCAAUUGAAGAUGAAGAUGAUGAGGAGGUUGAGAUACAGCCUGUUAAGAAGACAGAGGAAGAGGAGGAGGAAGACAUGGGAAUAGGAGAUGAAGAAGAUGAAGGGGGAGCAAAGGAAACCAAAGACUUGGAGGGAGUGGACAGAAAACAUGAAGUUGAGGAAAUGGAGAAGCAAAAACAAGCAGAGGAAAGAAAGAUUGAAGUUGAAGAGGAGCAGCUUGAAGAAGAGGAUGUGAUUGAAAAAGCUGAGUUAGAGGAAGCAGAGGAUUUGGAUGCCAUUGCAGAUGAAGAAAUAAAAGAUCUCUCUGCUGAGAAAAUCAAGGAAGAAGAGGAUGCAUACUUGUCAAAUGUUGGAGGUGUCACAGCUGGCAUUACCUCUACAGCCCAAGGAGCUGCUGCAGCAGAAAACUUAUCAUACAUUCAGGAUGAAACCAUACCAGGUUACUCUGAGACUGAGCAGACCAUCUCAGAUGAGGAGAUCCAUGAAGAAGCAGAGGACAGGAUACCACACCUUCAGUAUGAGGUUGGUAGCUAUGAUGUCUCUGUCCCAGACCAACCAGGCUCCUUUGAUGCCAUCCAUGGAAUGAGAGAAAUGCAAGCAGCUGCAGUGGGAAAUGGAACAGGCAAAGUAGUGAUGGGUGCACAUGAGCCAGCUAUUUCUAUCUACACCAGCAUACUCGCAGCUCCAUUAGCUGAAGAGGAACAUGUUUCUUCAGCAACAUCCAUAACAGAGUAUGACAAACUGUCUUCUUUACCCACUUCCGUUGCAGAAGAUCAGUCAGUGGCAUCAGUCACAGCACCUCAGACUGAAGACACUGGAAAAAGCUCCCUGGUCUUGGACACCGUUCAACCGGUUUCUCAGACUGAGGCCACCCAAGGAAAAGAUCACCUACAUUCUGCUGGAACCAUCUCACCAACAUCCUCCUUAGAGGAAGACAAGUGCUUCAAAUCAUCUCCCUCUGAGGAAUCUCCUCCACUUCCCUUAGAAGGCAAAACCGAGGGAAUUGAGAUGGCUGCCCAUUACGAUGAUGAAGAGGAGGAUGAAUAUGAAGAUCAAACACCAAAUGUUGACAUCUCACUUGGAAAGUUACAAGAAGGAUAUGCCUCACCUGAUAAACUUGAACACAAGGAGAAAGAAAUGGACAAACCCAAAAGUCUUGUGCCUUUAGUUCCUGAUACUUCAUCUGAUGAAAAAUCCUUACCUCCUGAGAUAGAGAAUGCAUCUGUAUCACCUCCUAGGGGGGAUUCAUCUUUCGAAGUACAAACAAUACCCUCUUCCCCAUCGCACAGUGUUUCUAAGCUUCCUGUUUCUGAAGCUAGUGUUUUUCCAGAGGUGGAAGACCGGUGCAUUAGUCCUGAUGACAGCACUGUGAAAAUGGCUUCUCCAACACAUUCUGGACCACCUAGUGCAUCUCACUCUCCCUUCAGAAUGUCACCUGUGGAAAGGAAAGAUAAAAUGCUCCUUAAAGAGACCCAUCAAGAACCAGGAGUGCCACUUAGCACUACUGAAAUUGAAUUUGAAAAGGAGAGUGGGAAACAAAAACCUGACAUUUUAGAUGAGAAGGAAAUACCUCAAGCAGAGGACGAAGAAAAGAAGAUAAUCCAGGAAGCAACCUCUGCACCAUCUCCACUUGCUGAUGACUUCUUAGCUAAGAAAGAAAGUAUAUCAAUUCUACCAUCAAAAGAAAUUAGUGAUACAAAGGUAAUGCCUGAUCCAAGUGUUGAAAAGAAGGGCGAAGUUGAAGAGGACUUAAAAGAGAGCAGUAAGGCUGUAAUCCUUGAGGAUAAAGAUAGCAAGUUAUCUGAUGAUCAUGACGUUGAAGAAACUUGUGAUUUAAAAUCAUCUACAGACAAAGAAGAGAAAAGAGAAAAGAAAGAAAAGGAGGGUGAGAGAGAUGAUGCUGAAGAGAAGCAUAUGGAGAAAGACCGAUUAUUAAAGUAUGCAGAGGUUACAGAUAAAGGUGAUGUAAUAUCAGAACCUGAAAGAGCAUUGCCCUCUAAAGAGGAUUUUGAUAAGAAAAAUGCAAAUGUAGAAGAGUUUCAAGACAAGAGUUCUCCAGCUGUUCUGGAAAGGUCGGAGACCGAGAAACAGGAGAAACAAGAAAUUCAGUCAGAGAAAGACAAAAUUUCGUCUAAAUUGGUAAAGGAAUCCAAUGAGAAAGAUCUGACUGAUACAUCUUGUCAGAUUUUAGAAAGCCCAGACAUCAAAGCAGAAACAUUGACAUCUCAUACAGAGACACAGGACACUGUAGAGACAGAUAUGACAACUAAACCGGAAAAGACCUCUGAGCAGAAAUCAGAGUCAGCUGAUAUUAUACCUGAACAGGUGGCUUCGGUGGAAACUGAUUCAUCCAUCUGUAUAGCCCAGUUUAAGGAAGACACAGAUGGCCUCAAAUCUCAAAUACAACAGUUAAGUGAAAAAACAGAUGUUACCUUAAUAGAUGAAGAAAAGGUGGAAAGUAAAAGUGAGGCUGAGCUGACAUAUGAUAUUUCAGCUGCCAAAGAACAUGAAGAAUCUAACGAUAAAAAUGUAGAGGUAGUAAAAACUGUUACACAAGAGCAAAUUUCCCUCUCAAAACCAGAUGUUCCAUCUACAGAGAUGCAUGCAGAGGUGUCCAUUAUAAAGAAAGAUAUGUCUGCUAAAGAUGAACAAGAAUCUGAAAGGAAGUCAGUGCAAGAGAUGGAACCUCAUAUAUUAGGGGCAACUCCAGGUGAGACUGAAAUUACUAGUAAACAAGAUGAAGACUUGAAGGAGAAACUAUUGGAAGAAACUCAAACCACACAACAUUUAGUAAAAGCAGAUGUAUCAUCCAAAGAAGAGCCUCAAAUUUCACAUUCCGUCAUUUCACAGGACACAGAUGAUGUGCAGCAAACUAGCCAAGAUAUGGAAAAAACUGUAGAAGACACUAAAUCCAAAACACAAAUAUCUAUUUCAGACAAAAUGGAUUCCUCACUAGUAUCAGACCAAGAAUCUAGAGAUGAAGCAGCAGAAUUGAUCCAAGGUCAAGUCUCGCUGUCUGAAUCUGAGAAAUUAGAUUUGUCUGCUAAAGAUGAUCAGGACCACAAAAACAAAGAGGUUGUGAAGCUAACUAGCAAACCAGAUGAAGAAUCUACAGAAUGUCAGACUUAUGAAAAAACAGAUAAGCAUACUAUCUCUAAAUCUGAUUUUGAAUCUGAAGUGAAGAGUGAAUCCCAGGCAAUAAGAGAACCAGAGAACGAAGUUUUGCAAGCUAAAGAGGAUGAAAUAAGCAAAGGCAUAUUUUUCAAAUCUGAACAACCAGUUGAGUUUGAAGACAUAUCCUCAAUACCAUAUGAAUCAAAAGAGUAUGCAGAACAUACUCAACUUCAGAUAUCUACAGAUCAAUCACCAUCUGACAGUACAGAUAUGGCUGCUAAGAAGGACCAACAGUAUGAAGAAAAACACACAGAAGAGACUGUAACUGAAGUACCUCAAACAAGUAUGGCAAAAGAUGCACCAUCAGACACAAAACAAAAACUUGAGACCAUAUCUGUGGGAGACGAAAAGACAGAACAGAUUACAUCAGAAUUAAAAUCUGUGGUUUCAAAAUCAGAACACGAUACUGUAGACCUUCCCAUUGUAGAAGAUAAAACAAUUGAUUCAAAAGUUAGCAAAGAGUCUGAGGAGCAAUUAAUGAAAGAAGAUGCAUCAAAAUUGGUGUCAGAUGACACUAAAAUGGACUUGGGAACUAAACGGAAAUCUCUGGAUAAAUCUUCAGAACAAAUUUUUGAGACCUUAGAUCGGAGCUGUGAAGAAAAUUUGAAAUUGAAAGAUGAACCUAAAGAAGAUAUUAAACAAGACACAUCAUUACAUGAAACGGAUACCUUUCUAUCAUCAGACAUUGGAUGCAAAUUAAAUUUAGAUUAUAAAGAAAAAUGCAUUGAAGAAACCUCAACUGUAGACAAAACAAAAGACAUCAAGUCAACCUUUGAAACUACGUUUCCAACCAAAUUUUCAGAUGAAGAUGAAAGUACCGAGGAGGAUGAAGGAGAUGCUGUUUGUAUGGGAGGUGCUGGUUCAAGACCAUUAUCAGUGGAACCAUGGAAGUCAGAGGAACCAAAGGUAAGCAGUUCUGCACAACCACCUGAGACAAGUAUGAAAAAAGAGGAAAUUGUGGCCCAUUUAGAAGAGAAAGAGUUGACCAGAGAUUCAAGUGGCACAUCAACUGAACCACUGAAGGUGGAUACCACAUCACUUACACCUCCUGCAGAUACAAGUAAAAAAACUGUCUCUGAGACUCUAACUGAGAGCAAACCAAUGAGUAUCACACUGCCUAGCUUCGAAAAUCAAGGCAGUGUUGAGGAUAGCCAACAUCAAACAUUGAUCUCUGCAAAGGAAGCCGCAAAACUCGAGAAGGAGGCUGAGAGGGAAAGGGAAGGAGAACGAGAGGCUGCCUCUCCAGGGUUAGAGUCACAUUCUGAUUUUCAAAAGACUGACAGUGCUGAUGAGAAAUGUGCUGAAAAGGCUGAUAGUGAGAAAAUGAAAUCUGAUGACAAAAUGAUGUAUGAAGUGGAAAAAGAAAGCUAUGAAGCUUCUAAAUAUGAGCCUUAUGAAAAGCCCAUUUCAAAAGACACUGAGAGAGAAAAAGAGGAAGAAGACCAGUACCCUAGUCUGGAUAGAGAUUUAGAUGAACACAGAAAAAGUCUGGCCUCUUUGCUUGGAGCUACUUGUUCAGUAGAGGAACAAAGUGAUGAUGAGCCAGUGUCUUUCAGCAAGGUUGAUUACCAGACUUCAAGUAUUCACAGCAGCCACAGUGCCUACUCAGAGCAAGACAAUAAGGAGCGAUACCAAGAGGAAGAAUUGGUUAGAGAAGAGAGACCAGAUCUUUUUGUUGACAGUAGUUUUACAACUGACAGCAAAACCAUGUCUGCUGCAGGUUCAAGCUUGUUUGCCUCUAGUGAUUUGCAAGACAAAUCAGAGAAAUUGGAGAGAGAAGAGAAGGAGAAGGAGAAAGAGGUCACACAUUUUCUUCCUCAAGAAAAAGAUGAUGAAAGUCAUGUUAAAUUGUCAGAUAAAGAACCAUGUACAUCUGCUUCCUGCUUUUCAAAACCUGAUACGCAAGAGAAAGACCAUAAAACAGAAGAAACAUUGGCAAUGUCUCAUUCAGAGGACUUGGACAAGACCAAAACCCAUGAGACUGAAGCUUCCACUCCACAAGGCUCUCUCGCAUCAUCACAAGAUCAAAGUCUCCAGAGUCUAACAACUUCAUCAACAUCUGCCUAUGAUGAGAACAAAAUGGAGAGUCCAAUAUCAAGUCAAGGUAACAAAGAUAAAAACAAACUGGAUUCAGCUGAAAGCAAAGAUGACCCGUUUUCUUCUGGUCGGUACUCACCACCUGAGAAGGACAUGCUGCCUGCCAGGUUAUUGGCUGAAGAUCCCAGCACCGCCACUCCUGGUUCUUCGGGGCAGUCUGUGAAAGUUGAUGACAAUGUUCUUGCACUCGAGUGCACUGGCAAAACAGAUUCUCUUUCCAGCAAGACAUUGAUUGUCAGUGCAGAGACAGAGGAAUGUUUGGUCAGAAGCCAAAAAAUAUUUGCAGAAGAAGAGGAUGACUAUGAGGAUGAGGAAGAGGAAGAGGAAAAUGCAAGUGACUUGGAUGUUGAAAAGGGUGCCAGAGAGAUGUCUGAGAAAGAGUCCAAAGCAGCAUUUGAUACCACGACUACAUCUAAACCACUCGAAACAAAACAAGAAGACACCACUGGUUCUAUAGCUUUUGGAGCAACUGCAAAAGUUCUACAGACAGACAUGGUCAGUGACUCAUACACAGAAAAAAGGUCACUCACAACAGAGACAUCAUCAGUACAUGAAGAGCACCAUGAUGUAAUCAGCAAGGAGGGUGAACAGUCCAAGAAAGAAGAUACCACUGGUUCUAUAGCUUUUGGAGCAACUGCAAAAGUUCUACAGACAGACAUGGUCAGUGACUCAUACACAGAAAAAAGGUCACUCACAACAGAGACAUCAUCAGUACAUGAAGAGCACCAUGAUGUAAUCAGCAAGGAGGGUGAACAGUCCAAGAAAGAAGAUACCACUGGUUCUAUAGCUUUUGGAGCAACUGCAAAAGUUCUACAGACAGACAUGGUCAGUGACUCAUACACAGAAAAAAGGUCACUCACAAUAGAGACAUCAUCAGUACAUGAAGAGCACCAUGAUGUAAUCAGCAAGGAGGGUGAACAGUCCAAGAAAGAAGAUACUAGUUCAAUCCAAUCUGAGAUACCUAAAUCCAGUGAUGACAAACAUGAACCACAGAAAACUUCUGAUAAAAAGCCUGAAGUGUCUGAAUCCAUAGCUGUUGCUCAAGCGGCCAUGUCUGAUACAACUUACUCAUCAUCUUCAUCCUUUAGUUACUCUUCUUCAACCUCUGCCUCAUAUUCAACUGGUCAACAUCUUGGAGAAGGGCUAGAACCACCGAUUAAUAUUCCUAGUGUCCAGCUAAGGUCAGAUGGAGACAGUAUAUCAUUUGAGUACUCAUCCCUGAAAGAGGAAGAAUCACCCAUUAUGGAUUUACCAUGUUUAAAAAAAGAUGAAUACAUGGAAGUCUCUGAUCGAAUGACACCUGCUACAACAACAGCUGAGUCAAUAUCCAGUCUUGCCAGGUUUUCUCCUCUCAGUCCCCUGGAGGAAUCCAAAUCAUUUCUUCAAGAUCAAACAUCAUCGGCAGAGGAAAAGUCAGAGGAGGAUAUGUCAAGCAUUAAAUCUGACAGGGAUCUAGUCUCUGAUCCUAAACAUGUAGCAGAACCACAUUCUUCAAAACUGCCAGAAUCAGCAACUUCUGCAGCUCACCCAACUGAGGUGGCAUCUUCUACAUCCCUCAAGUUUGACAUUGUACCUCUGGAGAAGGCUGACUCUGCAGACAAACACUCACAAGAAAAAUCCUCUGACGAUGAGCCUGAGGACAACAAAAGCAAUUUUGAGGAAGGAACCUUGCCAUGCAGAAUUGAGUGUGAAAGAUCUUCAGCUACUGAAAAAUUAAGCACAGCGUCUUUACCAGAGCAACAUACUGAUGUAAAACCCUCAACCACAACAAUACAUUCAUUUGAUCUGCACACCACAGAUGGACCAACAGAAAUGACAAGUUCUCAGAAGGUGCCAGUCACAGCUUGUGGGACUCUCAGUACUAGCACACUAAGUGAACAAUGUAUGAAGCAAGAAGGGGCAGAAAAGUCUGAGGAAAGUAAAGACUUGGCUGAGAAAGUACAGGAGAGGGUUGAAAUUAAAGAAUCACAAGCAAGCAAGAUGGAAUAUGAAGAGAAGAGUAAGACAGAUGAGAAAGAGGAAGUAAAACAUAAAGCAAUAGAGGAAGAACAGAUACAACCUGAAAAGGAGGUUGAAGUGAGGUCAGAAAAGAUGGGAGAGAUCCUAGAUUGUUGCAAGAAGUCAGAGCAAAAGAGUGAAAGUGAAGGUAAAACUGAAGAGUCAAAAGUAAAGAAAGAGGUAGAACAAACUGAAAUGUUUGUAGAAAAGGAAUGUAAGGAAAAAAAUGAAGAGAAUAAAGAGCUAACAGUAGAAAAGAUGAUGGAAAAAGACAGCAAAAAAACACAUACUGUUGAGUCUAGCCAGCAUAGUACCCUUGCGUCCACAGAGCAGCAUGAAGAUGUUGUAUGUCUAAAGGCUCCACCUGGCUAUGGGGAAGAUGUUUAUGAAGGUAUAGAUAAGGAAGAGGGGGAUGAAGAGGAGAAAGUGAAGUAUGAUUCAAAAGAACGUCCACCAACUCCUCCAUCAGGAGCACAGGCUUGUUACCCUGAGGUCUCCAAGAAGUCAGAUGAAGGAUUCACUCGACCCACUGAUCUUGGAAUGGAGGCCACAUCCUCCCAUUCACCUUCACUUUUUAAACACCGUAAAGGAGAUAUCUCACCGUCCUUUAUUAAUCCAAGCCCACAGGAGCUAUCAAGUGAGGAGGGAGAGGAAGAUGCCAGAAGCGAUCAUUCAAGAGAUGACGAGCGUGAGCAACACUCUGUCAAAAGGAGAUCCCACAAGCAGCAGCAUUGUCAUCCCCACAGUCGCCAUGAGGAUGGCAAAGAGGGAUCGCACAGCAUCCCGAGCAGUACGGCAACAGGGCACGGCAUUAUGCUAGCAGGGGAGGAAACUCCUCCUACAUCUUUGAGCGAGUCACUCCCAUCUCAGUCUGACUCAGAUGUUCCUCCAGAGACUGAAGAAUGUCCAUCAAUUACAGCAGAAGGAAACCUUGACUCUGAUGAAGAUGCAGAACAUCUACCAGUGGACAAAAUGUCUGCAGCUGGCAGCAGCGGAGGAAGCCAUCAUUCCUCCUCCCCGAGGAGUCACGAUCCCCCUCCCAUCCCAGUGAAAGACCCUCUUCCUCACCCACCACACCCUGAUGUGUGCAUGGUGGACCCAGCCCUUCUUAAUGGCCAGACCCACACAGAACGACCAGUGAAGAAAGACCUUAAAACAAAUAGAGGCUUGAGGAAGACACUAGGAAAAUCUGCAUCGCCAUCACGUAAAGGAGAUGCAAAAGGCAGGAGAUCUACUACCCCUGUGAAGCAGACAUCCAAAGACUCCUCACCUCAUGCUAUUAAAAGAAAAGAUUCAGAGAAGACUUUUCGCUUGUCCAAAAUGUCUGAGACACAGGGAUCCAGGGGAGACAUCUACAACCCAGGAAGAGGAUUGGUCAAUGGCGUUAAGAGUAAUGCAGGCUCCAACCUGAAAUCCAGCACUGGGACACCACCUGGACCACCCAUCUAUGUCGACCUAGCUUACAUUCCCAACCACUGCAGUGCUAAAAAUGUUGAUCAAGAGUUCUUCAAGCGAGUGCGAGCAGCAUACUACGUCGUCAGUGGAAAUGAUCCAGGCAGUGGUGAACCCAGCCGUGCAGUUCUAGAUGCACUCCUAGAAGGGAAAGCGCAAUGGGGCACUAAUCUCCAGGUCACUUUAAUCCCUACACACGACACAGAGGUAACUCGGGACUGGUAUCAGCAGACCCAUGAGAAACAGCAGGACCUGAAUAUAAUGGUCUUGGCCAGCAGCAGCACAGUGGUCAUGCAAGAUGAAUCUUUCCCUGCCUGCAAAAUAGAAUUUUGAAUUCUUUUUCUUUUGAAAUUACCAUUCAUUCCUCAUUCAUUUCUAAUAUUUUAGGUUUAGAGUUACUCCACCCACAGCCUUCCAUCUGCUGCCAUUUAUAGUUUAUAUUCUAAUCCACAAAAAUGCAACAAAAUCCUAGUGCUGUCAAAGGACUUAAUUGUAAGCUUUGGUCCUGAAUCUAUUGUACAUUUUUGAUUGCAUCUGCAAAGCUUUGGCAGAAAACUGAAUGUUCACUAGCUAGCUGCUAUGAAAUAGUAAUAUAAUGUUCAACGUAGGCUGAAGUUAAAUUGCAAAUUGAGUUUACUCAUAUUCUUUAACAUGACUUAAAGAGACCAAAAUUUUGUCCUGCCUAUAAUUCGAAUUCGAAGCACAAAAAAUGCCCUCUGUAAAUUGGUUAAUGCAUCAUCUGAUUCAUCCGCAUCCUUUAUCAUCAAUCUUAGCACACGUACCACAUAUAGACACAGUUGCCUGGUAAAAAUACUCUAAACUUAAGGUCACAUGGCCUUAGAGCAAAUAAGAGAACAGAGUCAAAACAGUUCUGUCUUGUGAACUACUAUUACAAUGAGGCUAGACAGUCUCCCCAUGAGAUCACAUACCAGCAUAUAUAAAUAAAUAAAUAAAUGCGCUCUAAAUUGCUAAUCCAAAGAGGAUUUGUGCCAAAUCUCAAUUAUUUCAAAUGGCAUAAAAAAAAAAAAAAUCAAUCAUAAUCCAAGAUUUAUGUCCUUUAGUUGACAAGAGAUUAAUCAUUCUUUCCAAUGCAAUCCAAUAGUUUUAUCUCAAUAAAGUGAUGGUAGUGAAGACUGUACAUGUAUAUACAUGCUUUUAAGAGUAAGGCAAAGUAGAUGGCAUCUUUACAAACUACCAACUCACUGAUAUGACAGAUUUUGGUUGAAUAGGCUCUGAUAUGAAAAUGUGACGAAAGGUUAUAGAAAGUAUAACAGUAGUUUUAAUUUGGUAUUGCAGUUACUUUCCUAAAGCAUGAUGCUCUUCAGACUAAACUUUGUAGGUACAUUAACCUAGUGAUCUGUUUGGGGGAUCUGUUGGGGUCCACUCUUCAAAAAGUGACUAAUAAUGAGCAGCUUUGCAUCCCAUCUGUCCAUUAUUUGAGUAGACCACCAUUAGAGACAGAUGGAAAUUGUGUUUUAUUGCCAAUUACAUUAUGUUCUGUUGCUUGAGUGAUUUUGUUAUGAUAAUUUUAGAUAAAAGCAACAAAGUAUGACGGAAAUUUAAAUGCGGCCACUUUAGGAUCAACUAAAUCUGUUUUAUAUUUUAAUGUGGAGGAUUCAGACUUGUGACAUGCUGAAUGUUUUGUUGGUUUAAUGUUGAUAUACUUGACCCGAUUUUUUUUCCCAACCUGAGAUUCCCUGACCCACAAGCACUUUAGGUUUAACUGGUUUAAAUGGAAACUGGCAGUGGAAAUUAUACUAUAUAUCAAAAUGUAGCAAUAGUGACAUUUGUUUUAGAGAGACUAAUAAAUAGAAUUGAAAAGAUUUCAUGGAUGUUGUAAGAGCAGACAGUGAGGGUUACCCUCGUGUGCCUUUUGCGUGUUGUUUAACGAAGAAAAUGCAGAGUUAUUACAUAGACAUUAUAUAUAUAUAUAUAUAUAUAUAUAUAUAUAUAUAUAUAGUCUAUUAAUAUACAUUUAUUUUGGAUUAUCUGGAAUUAGAAAUUCUUUAUAGCCUUACUUCAAGUUUACGCUAAUACAGUUAAUACAGUUUUAAUUUAAUGACAAGUUAAAGUAUUAUAAAAAAGCAGCAGGUGUUUAUAAUGAUAAUAUUGCACCAAGUACGAUUGCACUUUUCUAAAAUGAAGUCAGUUUGGUAGAUAGGCAUAAUGUAAAUAAUUAAGUAACAUUAAUUUAUUUGAAAAAGCAAAUAUAAAAUUUUUUAUUAAAAUGACUGAUUGUCAGUUACAUAUGUUUUUUUUUGUUUUUUUUGUCUGACAAAGUGGACAGAAACUACUUAAGCUACCAUUACCUAAGCCGCUUUUCCACUGUGGGGGCGAAUGGUUGCAAGAACGGUAAGGAACAGUUCCAGUUAUAUUUCCACUUGAACUUGGUACUGCAUGAUUACAAAUCAUUCUCGGCUAGGAAUUCAAAAAAACCGUGCUGGUAGAAUGCGUAGUAACGUGGCCACUCGGGAUUGGUCACUUGUCUGUUGCCUGGCUGCCAGUUUCACUGUAGCUGUCCAAGCGCACUAUUUGAGCGAAGUUAACGCAAGUUAAUGAUAAAAUUAAAAGAAAUAUAUGAUCAUCCUCUAAAACGUAGUCGCUAUUUACAUCUCAGUUUACACAAAGGCAACGAUUUACACAUUGGUGUUACAUUCCAAAGAGUUAUCAGCCCCGCAGUGAAAUAAACCAUAUCCAUACCGGCUGGGCCGGAUCGGCACUGAAUGGAAUGGUUAAGCAACGAGAACACUUUGGCCUGACGGUGGAAAAGCGGCUCUAUAUUAAAUUGUAUGAAGGUCAGUUGUUGAGAACAGAGCUAUAUCAAUAAAUUAAUUGCCAUUUUUAUGGAGCUUAUCUCUUUUAAUGAUAGUAAAAUAUUAAUUUAACCUAAUCUGAAGUUAAACUAUUUACAAAAAAGGCAGGAAGAACAUAUUAGGAGUAUGCAUUUUGAACUGAAAUAGGCUUGAUUUGAGAAAGCUGCCCUACAUCUUCAAUUACAUUGUGAGCAGUAUCUUCAACAGCAAAACAGCAAGGCCUCAUUGGUAAAUGCACAGUUGUUCUGUCCUUGAAAGUAGCCUUGCUUUUAAGGCAGCAGUGCCAUCAUCUAUUCUUUUCCAAAACAAGCUCUGAAAUACUGCAUCCCUAAUCUUAAUCCCAUAUAUUUACAGUGAGUGGAUCUGUUUUUAGUCUGUCUCGAUUUUUUUUUUUUAAUGUAAAAGUCUGUAUUUAGCAUAUUGUGUUAUUUGAAUAUCUCUCAGACAAAUUCUUUAAGAUGGUCAAAGUGACAGGUUCUUUGUGUACUUUUACUGAGAAUGCACAGGUUACCAGUGGUGGUCAAAUAAUUUACCUCUAGGGCCUCAAAACGACAGUAGCCUUGAAGAUCAAACUAGAUUAUUGGUUAAAUAUAUACAGUUUAAUACCCAAUUCCACCGGUGUACACAAAUGAAACCCACACUGAGACCAAAAUCUUUUUUUUUUCUUUCUAGAAGGAUUAUGUUAAAAUGGGCUGAAUCUGUACUGUACGUCCUAUGGUGUGGAUAUAUUUUCAUAUUUGAAAACGUUUUAUUUCAAAUACCUGGCCUUAGUAACAAGUACUAUAUGGUCUUGUUAAUUAGCUGUGAUUUCUUUACACAAAAUAGUUUUGUGUCAAAGAUGAAUGCACUAACUUUAAAUAAUAUUUUUGAAUGUAAAAGUUGCUUUGCUGGAUGCUGCUUGAACAAAACAAAGAACUAGCAAAAUAUGCACAUGGAACAGUGAACCUCAGAAAAUGGGUCACCGAAAGAACAGUGGUUACAAUCGUGAGUGACUCAUGACAAAAUAUUACGUUCAGCUGUUGCUGAUUUUAAUACAAAAACAGAACUCUCUUAAAAAUAAGAUUCAACAACUUUGGUUUGCAGAGGGCUACCAAACUACACACUGAAAACUGAAUACACUACAGACGUAAGGAGUCCUCCUUUACAAUGACUUGAAAUGCCAAAAUAGAAGUCAAAACAAAUGGCGUAACCUGUACAUAUAAAUCAAAAUAGCUGACGUGGUCAUUUAUGUGAAACGCUUUCUCUUCAGGAAGUUCUAUGGUCAUUGUAAUUCUAAUUUCCUAAAGGUAAAAAAAAUACUGCAAAGUUAAAGUACCUCUACGAAUCUCUAUUAGUUCAAUUUCAUUCCACAUCAAAUGCAUCAUCAUGUGAUGGAUUCAUUUGGCCAUAUGUCAUGUAUACGUAUCCAUCUUUGCAUGUGACCUUAUUAGUUAUACUCCUGAAUGUAAUCGUUUAAUGAUCAGAAUUAAAACAAAACUAUUUUAAGAAGAUAUAUUUGAAGCUAAUUGUCUUUAUGGUACUGAAAUAUGCAUAUAUUAUUGGGCUUGGCUUCUGUUUACCCUAAGAUGUUGUCGAGAAGAUGCUGUGAUAUUUCCUCGUUCUUUGGCGCUGUAUGAAUCUUAGUUCUUUUCUUCUUUAGUGCAAUAUUCAACAUUCUGUCUUUAAAAGCUCAAUGCAAAAGUAGAUUUCUGCUGAUUUACUGUAAAGGGAACCAUCCUGGUCAUCAUCAAUAAAAAACACAAAAAUUUGGAAAA
This is a messenger RNA of Megalobrama amblycephala (Wuchang bream), 15939 nucleotides long. It is a transcript of the gene map1ab, whose product is annotated as microtubule-associated protein 1Ab. The record is from RefSeq and is a predicted model, not a curated record. Gene Ontology annotation, molecular function: actin binding; microtubule binding. Gene Ontology annotation, biological process: microtubule cytoskeleton organization; dendrite development; axonogenesis. Gene Ontology annotation, cellular component: microtubule associated complex; neuronal cell body; dendrite. NCBI's taxonomy places the organism in Eukaryota, Metazoa, Chordata, Actinopteri, Cypriniformes, Xenocyprididae.